Durotheca rogersii is the source of this 1302-nucleotide messenger RNA. Its product is annotated as acid phosphatase/Vanadium-dependent haloperoxidase. The record is from RefSeq and is a predicted model, not a curated record. Lineage: Eukaryota; Fungi; Ascomycota; Sordariomycetes; Xylariales; Xylariaceae. The transcript is spliced from 2 exons. Gene Ontology annotation, molecular function: phosphatidate phosphatase activity. The coding region runs from base 1 to 1302 and encodes 433 amino acids. Gene Ontology annotation, biological process: phospholipid metabolic process.
AUGCCCGAUCACGGUUUCUCGAGGCCGCAGGGCCGCAAGAAGAAGAUUACCCCCGUCGUCAUCCUCUCUUAUGUUCUCGACUGGUUGAUCCUCGUCGGCGUCGGCGUCUUGGGUCUGUUCCUCGGCGAGGUUACCCCCAACAAGCGCCACUUCAGUUUGCAAGACCCUAAUAUCUCCUUCCCCUUUACCGUCAGGGAGACCGUCAAUUCCACCCUGCUUAUGAUCUGCAACUCUAUCAUCCCUAUCGGCGUCGUCCUCAUCGUUGUCCUCCUCUUCGUUCCGGGACCAACCGUCCCUAAGGGCACACCGAAGUCUCUCAUUUGGAAGCGGAAGCUGUGGGAACUCCAUACGGGAUGGCUAGGUUUGGCGCUCUCGCUCGUGUCGGCCUGGAUCAUUACGCAGGGCAUGAAGAACCUUUUCGGAAAACCGCGACCCGAUCUGCUGUCCAGGUGCCAGCCCGACCUCACCGACGUUGCUAAGUACAUCGUCGGAUUCAAGACCCUCGCCGAUGACGGUUCCCUUGACGGCCCUUAUAACGGCCAGUUAGUCAGCGCAGACAUCUGCAAAAACCCCGAUCACGCUUUGCUCGACGACGGCUUCCGUAGUUACCCCUCGGGUCACGCCAGCUCCGCCGCCGCCGGCCUCAUCUACCUCUCGUUCUUCCUAGCUAGCAAGUUCGCCAUCACGAUUCCGUUUGUUCCUCGAGAUCCGCAGUCGAGCGACUCGAUCGCGGUCACGGCCUUCCCGUCGCGCCUGCGCGCCAGCGGCCCGAGCCGAGCUUACGAAGCCGUACGAUCGGCUAAUUUUGGCGAUCGCGUCGAUUCCGCCACGGUUAAGGAGAUUGGCGCUCACAAUUCUGCCGUGCAGGCUAUUCGCACACAGGCCGCCGCCCCGCCGCUCUACCUCCUCUUCAUAACCGUCCUCCCUUUCUUCACGUCCAUAUUCAUCGCUAGCUCGCGCUGGUUCGACUUCCGACACCACGGAUUCGAUAUCCUCUUCGGCUUCAUAAUAGGAACGAUCACGGCCUGGUUCUCCUUCCGAUAUUACCACCUCCCCGUCCGAUCCGGCGCCGGGUGGGCGUGGGGCCCGCGCAGCCACGACAAGGCCUUCUGGGCCGGCCUGGGCUCGUGGAGUUACGCGACAGACAAGAAUCACUGGGACCGACCCGGCGACGAAGAGGAGACGUUCGCGGGCCAUCACCACGACGACAUUGAGUUGGGCGUGCGAUAUAGGCCCAAGGCUGAGGACCCGCCGCGCGGGGAGGGCGCCGAGGCGGCCGGUAUGAGAAGCGUCGCGCUCUGA